This is a messenger RNA of Myiozetetes cayanensis, 1536 nucleotides long. It is a transcript of the gene PSMD6, whose product is annotated as proteasome 26S subunit, non-ATPase 6. Gene Ontology annotation, molecular function: protein binding. The record is from RefSeq and is a predicted model, not a curated record. NCBI's taxonomy places the organism in Eukaryota, Metazoa, Chordata, Aves, Passeriformes, Tyrannidae. Gene Ontology annotation, cellular component: proteasome regulatory particle. Gene Ontology annotation, biological process: proteasome-mediated ubiquitin-dependent protein catabolic process. The transcript is spliced from 8 exons. The coding region runs from base 148 to 1317 and encodes 389 amino acids.
GCCGCGCGGCGGAACCUCCCGGCCGCUUCCGCCGGUCGCGGCUGAGUCACUGCGCGCGCCGCCCGCCCGGCCCCGAGCCCCGACCGGCCCCGGCCCGUGUCCCGCGUCCCGUGUCCCGCGUCCCGCGUCCCCGGUCCCGCCGCCGCGAUGCCGCUGGAGAACCUGGAGGAGGAGGGGCUGCCCAAGAACCCCGACCUCCGCAUCGCCCAGCUCCGCUUCCUGCUCAGCCUGCGGCCCCGCGCGCCCGACCCCGCCGCGCGCGACGAGCUGAUGGCGGCGGUGCGGCUGCACAACAUGGCUCCAUACUACGAAGCGCUGUGCAAGUCCCUGGAGUGGCAGAUGGACACGGAUCUGCUGAACAAAAUGAAGAAAGCCAACGAGGAGGAGCUCAAACGUCUCGACAAUGAGUUAGAGGAUGCGGAGAAGAUCUUGGGGGAAAGCGAAAUCCGGGAUGCAAUGAUGGCCAAAGCUGAGUACCUGUGCAGGAUUGGGGACAAGGAGGGAGCUCUGACUGCAUUCCGCAAGACUUACGACAAAACUGUGGCACUGGGGCAUCGUCUGGAUAUCGUGUUCUAUCUCCUAAGGAUUGGCUUGUUUUAUAUGGAUAACGACCUCAUCACACGGAACAUUGAAAAGGCAAAAAGUCUAAUAGAAGAAGGAGGAGACUGGGACAGGAGAAACCGCCUCAAGGUUUACCAGGGCCUUUACUGUGUAGCAAUUCGAGACUUCAAACAAGCAGCAGAGCUGUUCCUUGACACAGUUUCGACGUUCACAUCCUAUGAACUGAUGGAUUACAAAACGUUUGUAACAUACACUGUCUAUGUCAGCAUGAUUGCCUUGGACAGGCCUGACCUUCGGGAGAAGGUUAUUAAAGGAGCAGAGAUCCUGGAAGCCUUGCACAGUUUGCCCGCUGUACGACAAUAUCUCUUCUCCCUUUACGAAUGCCGUUACGCAGCCUUCUUCCAGUCACUAGCUAUUGUAGAGCAAGAGAUGAAGAAAGACUGGCUGUUUGCACCUCACUAUCGAUACUAUGUGCGGGAAAUGAGAAUCCACGCGUACAGCCAGCUCCUGGAGUCUUACCGGUCAUUGACGUUAGGAUACAUGGCAGAAGCCUUUGGAGUCAGUGUAGAAUUCAUAGAUCAGGAGCUUUCAAGAUUUAUUGCAGCUGGGCGAUUGCACUGCAAAAUAGACAAAGUAAAUGAGAUUGUAGAAACUAACAGGCCCGAUAGCAAGAAUUGGCAGUACCAAGAAACCAUCAAGAAAGGAGAUUUGCUGCUAAACAGAAUUCAGAAACUUUCCAGAGUAAUUAAUAUGUAAUUUUUUUAAUGCAAGGGAAUGCAAGAUUUAGAUGUUUAAAACAUUUUGGAAGUAACCUAUAAAUAUAUUGUAUAACUUGGUAUACUGUAGGGAAAAAAAUAACUAGCAGGAGAGGUAGUGUUUUUACUUUCCACUUCAUUAUGUACACACUGUUCUGUUCGGGUGUACGGAACCCAGUUCAUUUAUUAAAUGUAUUAUACCAUUGGUGAUCUCUUGUAA